AGUGUGUGAAGCCCAAAUUAUUGGGCGUUAAAAGUAAAAACUCAUGUUUUCUUCCGCGCGGACGGUCUUCGUCGUCGAAUCUCCGUUGCAGUCUCAGUCUCUCGCAUAUCACGGCUUGCUCUUCAAACUCUCCAUUGCUUGUGUUUCAAUUUCUGGUAUUCAUUAGCUGAGACAUGGAUAAGGAGACCCCCAAUAUAAAGAAGUGGGUUGUUCUUUAUCCAGUCUAUAUUAACUCGAAGAAAACUGUGGCUGAAGGGAGGCGAAUCAGUGUCGCAAAAGCGUGCGAGGGUCCUACUUGUGCUGAGAUUGGUGAUUGCUGCAGCUAUUUUAAACUCCCAUUUGCAAUCGAGAUAGACAAGGCUUAUCCACGUGAUUUCAUGCAAAUUGGGAGAGUGAGGGUCUUGCUCAAAAAGGAAGAUGGAACUCCAUAUAAUCCAGACAUUACUUCCAGAAAACAGCUGAUGCUGAAAGUUGCAGAGAUGGUUCCUAGGCAUCCUGGUAGGACUAAGAAGCAGGAGCCCGCUGCAUCCACUUCAAGUGCUGGACCUGCCAAAUCUGGGAAACAUGGAAAGAAAAAGAGAUAGCUCUGCCGCUGCAGUCUCACAAAUUGUCAUACUUUUUCUUUGGCAUUGAACUCUACCAGAAACCGCACGCUCCCGUUGAAUAGGAUCCUAGUUUUCAAUCUGUCGUAACUCAUUGUCAGCUUAGACAUUUCUUGUUGUACACCUUAUUUAAGUUUGCGAAUGCAUACACAGGACAAUAUCAACCAUCAUGUUUGACGAUGAUUUAUUUGGUUUGAUUAGGAUGAUUUAUUUGGUUUUGUUAGAACAUUUUCCUUUUGGAAAGUUGGAGAUCAUUUUUCGUGUC
Pyrus x bretschneideri (Chinese white pear) is the source of this 867-nucleotide messenger RNA. Its product is annotated as signal recognition particle 19 kDa protein. Gene Ontology annotation, cellular component: signal recognition particle, endoplasmic reticulum targeting. Gene Ontology annotation, molecular function: 7S RNA binding. The transcript has 4 exons. Gene Ontology annotation, biological process: SRP-dependent cotranslational protein targeting to membrane, signal sequence recognition; SRP-dependent cotranslational protein targeting to membrane. The coding region runs from base 174 to 584 and encodes 136 amino acids. The record is from RefSeq and is a predicted model, not a curated record. NCBI's taxonomy places the organism in Eukaryota, Viridiplantae, Streptophyta, Magnoliopsida, Rosales, Rosaceae.